Messenger RNA from Melampsora larici-populina 98AG31, 1749 nucleotides. RefSeq lists its product as uncharacterized. The coding region runs from base 1 to 1749 and encodes 582 amino acids. Lineage: Eukaryota; Fungi; Basidiomycota; Pucciniomycetes; Pucciniales; Melampsoraceae. The transcript has 3 exons. The record is from RefSeq and is a predicted model, not a curated record.
AUGGACGACUAUGUCUCAGCAUUUCCAGCUACGCACCACGGCUACCGCAUUCGAAUUGGCAAAUCUCAAAAGAAAAGCAGUCCUGUCGCACACUACGAUUGUUAUCGUGGAGGCUAUCCCUCACUCGGAUCUACUGAGGCAGGAACAACCAAAUCUGCGCGUAUUGGUUGUCCCUUCAAGCUCAGCACCCGAUACCUAUACGACUCUGCAUCGUGGAUUCUGACUCAUACCCACCUUGGUCACAAUCACCCCCCCGACCCCAAUGUAAAACCUCGCAAGAAGUACAAGGACCCCAAGGACCUCCCCAUCCUCGCACCAGGGGUCGUCCUGGAUGAAAUCGACAAUGGGUCAGCGGCCAACCCCGAAGAACCUCUAGACUUCAAUCACCCCAUCACCAAUGAUGCGAUUGCGUUACCUGAAACACCCAUCCUCACCUCUCCUGCACAGACGUACGACGACAUCAAAGAGGACCUCAAUACACUGGACUCAAUUGAAGCCACGGUCUCACAGCUCAGAGCCCAACUAUGCGCCAUGGUUCCACAUCGUCGCCAAGACGUAUUGACGCAGAUACAGUCUAUCAUUCAGCAUGCAGCCAUGAUCAACGAUGAACGAUCAUUACCGAUUUCAUUCUUACCUGAAGCACCCCAGCCGACACUACUCUAUGAUAUGGUCAUACAGACCCAAAAUUCCACCCAUGACGAAGUAGGGCCAGCGCUUGAGGAAGGCUAUCCAGGUGACAGCCUUCUCGAAGCGAUGGAAGUUACCACCUCCACCUUCAACGUCGAAGACCUUAUCAUAACUCAGCCCACGCUUCAGGCUCCCCAACCGAUGGACACAGCCAACCAAUCGGCUCCUGACCAUGUAACAACCUAUCUCUCACCUGCUUCACCACCUCAAAUCUCACUUGUCAGCCAAAACCCCGCAGAACCACUAUCUCAUGCAGCCACAACCGUGGCACCCCUACCAUCGCCACCCGCUGCAUUCGUCCCGUCGGAUCCUGGUAAUACACCGUCAUCAUUAAGUGAACCUACAAAACCUUCAACUUCCAGCCCACCACUCACACGUAAACGAGCGCUCGAGGCUGCGUUAUCACAAAAGCCCAAUCUGAUCAAUCCCAAUCUACCCGCGCUCAUGGCAAAGUACCGUCUUCAUAGUUGGCUGGAACCUUUCGUGAUCGACAUCAGAGAGGUGAAAGGUGAUGGGCACUGCGGCUUCCGAGCCAUCGCCAUAUCAAUUGGCAAGUCCCAGGACAAAUGGCAAAGUAUUCGACAACAGAUGGCGGAUACAGUUACCAAUAUGGAGGACGACCGCCCCUUACCUGAGAAUCGAGCUGAUGCCCUGGCACGUCUUGCUAUAACCAAACCCAACGUUGUAACCGACCAACAGCAUUGGCUUGGUAUGCCAAGCUGGGGUGGGGUAAUAGCAAAUGCUUUCAAUCGGCCGGUCUUGUACUAUGAGCCUGGCUCUUAUAGUCAGAUUGUGUUUCCCUACUCCACCGCAUACAACAUGAACCCUCCUAUUGUACUUGCGUUCGCGGAUCAUCACUUCACCUCUCUAUUGCUCGAUUUCACUCGCCCCAACUUCCCAGCUCCACGUCUCUGUGCAACAUGGCGACGCUUUCACACACCCAAGGCCUCAGGUUGGUCCGAUGCUUGGCAACCGCUCAUAGAUUCACAUGCCGAGUUCUUGAAGAGUCUUAAUAAAAAUCGACGCAAGAAAAAAAAUCCGAUCUGUAUCCAUGUAUCCUAA